Dissoconium aciculare CBS 342.82 is the source of this 1769-nucleotide messenger RNA. Its product is annotated as Trimethyllysine dioxygenase. NCBI's taxonomy places the organism in Eukaryota, Fungi, Ascomycota, Dothideomycetes, Mycosphaerellales, Dissoconiaceae. The coding region runs from base 90 to 1637 and encodes 515 amino acids. Gene Ontology annotation, biological process: carnitine biosynthetic process. Gene Ontology annotation, cellular component: mitochondrion. The record is from RefSeq and is a predicted model, not a curated record. Gene Ontology annotation, molecular function: iron ion binding; trimethyllysine dioxygenase activity. The transcript is spliced from 9 exons.
UAAAUCCGCACUUCGCAAUCUCUGGUUUGAAGUUCCGAUUGUGGUGCUGUUGGAGCGAAGUUGCAAACUCUUCCAUUGGCGUUUUGCCUAUGGUGUCGGCUAUGAUUCGUCUGGGCAAUAGGCCCAGCUUGCUUGGACGACUUGACAAGCAUGCCUACGUCUCGCAGACCACGAUCCUGGCAUCCUGUUCGGUCCAGCCGGGGAUCCAUUCUGCAGCAAGAAACUUCACGAUAGGCCACGCAUUACGGCACAACGUCAUCUCCGCUGAGCAAGUCAACCAGUCUGGACGCACAGAUGGCCUAGGCCUCGCCAGUGGCUUUGCGGCCCCGUUCACUUCAUCACCGAACACAGGUGCUUCGCUCUUCAAGGGACCACAACAACCCCAUCCCAACCCUUCGUUUGAGGAAGGCAAAAGCGAUCUACGUCCACCACGUUUACGAUUGAAGCAAGGUAUACUCGAGAUUUUUGAUGAACGAGAAGUCCAGUACAAGAAAAUAUCUGGCAGGUGGCUGAGGGACAACUGCGCCUGCUCGCGAUGCAGAAAUCAGGAUACUGCUCAAAGGCAGUUCAAUGUCUUCAAGGGCACUAUCGACUGCUCUUUGACCAGCUUCGAAAUGACUCAAGGAGACAAGCCACUGAUCUCCAUUACCUGUGAGCAACGCCUGUGUUGCCUAUUCGUGCCAUUGCUGAUACUUCAGAUCAUAGUUGGCGACGGUCACGAAGCACAAUUUCCCGCUGCCUUCCUUCAGCGAAGGAAAGAUACUGAAACGAUGCGAAAGCGCUAUGGACUAGCCCCUACUUCUCUCUGGGGAGCUGAGGUUGCUGCCGCACCCCCGGCCGUUUCAUUCGAGACUUUUAGCAACGGAAAUGGCAUGGGUAGCCUAUUGCACAAGAUUCGUGUCUAUGGCUUCUGCUUCCUGGAAGGUCUGCCAGCGACUCCCGAGGCCACCGAAACAGCGCUUGCGGCCAUUGGACCCAUCAGGAAUACACAUUAUGGUGCAUUUUACGACUUCACAUCGGAUUUGUCCUCGAAGGACACAGCGUAUACCAGCGAAAGUCUUGAAUCGCAUACCGACAAUACUUACUUCACCGAGGCUGCAGGCUUGCAGGCUCUCCACAUGCUUUCGCACACUGAAGGCUCCGGUGGAGAAAGCUCUCUCGUCGACGGGUUUAGCGCUGCAGCCCAGCUCUACUCAGAGGACAAAGAUGCCUACCUUCGUUUGAGUCGAACAGGCGUGUACGCUCAUGCCAGCGGCAAUGACGGUAUCAGCAUCCAACCAGCGCAGGCGCUCCCUACACUCUCUCACGAUCCUCAAGGAGGCCAUCUCACACAGGUCCGAUGGAACAAUGCCGAUCGCGCUGGUAUCGCAGCUCAAAUGGACGAGCUGGAUGCGUGGUAUGACGCCGCCGCAAAGUUUGACGCGAUCCUUAGCAAUCCAAAGAAUCAAUACUGGUUUCAGCUAAGACCAGGUCAGCUUCUGAUCUUUGACAAUUGGCGAGCUUUGCAUGGACGAGCGGCUUUUACGGGAAAACGGAGAAUGUGUGGAGGGUAUAUCCCGAGAGACGAUUUCAUCUCGAAAUAUCGGCAGACCAACCUGAGCCCGGAAGACAUUGCUUUUUCGACUGUAUCGGGUUAGAUCGCGUCCCGCGUCACUGAUUAUCAACUGGAUCUGGGCGGAUAGCGUAUCGCAUCCUUAAUUCGGUAGACUCGUCCGGAUUUCCUGGGACUUGUGGGAGGAUGCCAUGGUCAAUCUGGGCUUGCGAGUGUC